Drosophila subpulchrella is the source of this 2007-nucleotide messenger RNA. It is a transcript of the gene ETHR, whose product is annotated as growth hormone secretagogue receptor type 1. Gene Ontology annotation, cellular component: plasma membrane. NCBI's taxonomy places the organism in Eukaryota, Metazoa, Arthropoda, Insecta, Diptera, Drosophilidae. Gene Ontology annotation, molecular function: thyrotropin-releasing hormone receptor activity. The transcript has 4 exons. Bases 329 to 1762 code for a protein of 477 amino acids. Gene Ontology annotation, biological process: G protein-coupled receptor signaling pathway. The record is from RefSeq and is a predicted model, not a curated record.
UCCACGGCUGACCAGCACUGGCGUAGGCCCGAGGAUCUGCCUGUGGCUCCGGCUCCUGCUCCUGCUUCUGCUCCUGCCCGCCGUCCAGCUCCAGGCCCACGAUGCCCACCCCGCAGCAGGAGCAACCACGUCGGCACAGCAGGCUGGGCUACCCCGUGGCGCUCCUGGUGGCGGCCAUGGCCCACACCACGCAACUCAUCGUAUUCCAGCCGCAGGACUUGACCGCCAGGACAACUCCACCGCAGCAACAGCAGCCACAUCUGAUGCAGAAGCCACAGAAACAACCGUCGAAACAGCAACAGCCACUUCCAAGGACGAUGCUGAGCAGAUGCUGCCACAGAUUCCGUCGUAUAUCCGCACAACCGCCAUGUUCUUCUGCAUAGUCAUCAUGCUGCUGGGCGUGGUGGGCAACGUGAUGGUGCCCAUCGUGAUUGUAAAGACGAAGGAUAUGCGCAACUCGACAAACAUCUUCCUCACCAACCUGAGCAUCGCCGACCUGCUGGUGCUGCUCGUCUGCACGCCCACCGUGCUCGUGGAGGUCAACACCCGCCCGGAGACCUGGGUCCUGGGGCACGAGAUGUGCAAGGCGGUGCCGUUCGUGGAGCUGACUGUGGCCCAUGCCAGCGUGCUGACCAUCUUGGCCAUCUCGUUCGAGCGCUAUUACGCAAUCUGCGAGCCAUUAAAGGCCGGCUACGUCUGCACCAAGGGGCGGGCCAUCCUCAUCUGCGUCCUGGCCUGGGGCAUAGCUGCGCUCUUUACGAGCCCCAUCCUGUGGGUGGCCGAGUACAAGCUGGCCGAGUACAUUGAUGGAUCGUCGGUGGCCGUGUGCCUGACCCAGGCCAUCACCGACUGGACGCUGGCCUUCUUCCUGAUGACCAUCUCCGUGUUCUUCGUGGUGCCGUUCGUGACCCUGGUGGUACUGUACGGCAUCAUCGCUAGGAACCUGGUCUCCAACCGGGCGGCCAUGCUGCGCGCCCGUCCCACGAAGCCGGAACUCAGUCUGAAGGCCCGCAAGCAGGUGGUCCUGAUGCUCGGCGCCGUCGUCCUGUCCUUCUUCGUCUGCUUGCUGCCCUUCCGCGUGCUCACCCUGUGGAUCAUCCUCAGCACGGACCAGACGCUCCACGAUCUGGGCCUGGUGCGCUACUACAGCCUGCUCUACUUCUGCCGCAUCAUGCUGUACCUUAACUCGGCCAUGAAUCCGAUCCUCUACAACCUGAUGUCAACGAAGUUUCGAAGGGGUUUCAAGCGGCUCUGCCAGGAUGCGGGGGCAUUACUGCUCGACCUGGUGACCCUAGGCAGGCGGAAGGAGAACGCUUCGCGGGGCCGCAGUGGCACCCUGUCCCUGGGCAUGGGCACCAACACGAACACGAACACCAACUCCUCGAAUGCCACGGCAGCCACGAGCUCCAGCAUCCUGUCGCGCAGCUCCAAUCGCAGGUGCAGCGAGGACAUCAGUCGCACCCGCCUGAAGAUCGAGAUGCAAAUGCCGUGUGGCAGUGAUCUGGAGGCCAUGGCCAUGCUGCAGCACUCCACUUUGGGCAGGGGAAUGGCCAGGAGAGUGAGUGAUAGCCGGCUCAUGGCGAUGGGGAACAAGCAUCUGCGUCGCCACAAGCCUCAAAUAAGUUUUGAUGAGGAGGCUUUGCAGGGAAAAGAGCCAAGUGAAGGGCAAGUCCUGACAAAAUGUAGGGAAAUUCUCCCUAGAAUCGAAGGAAUAGUUAAUCUGCCCGAAGAGGCGGGGCACUAUAAUCCCCCCCCAGCAUGAAAAAUCGCCUGUAACCCGUUUACACACUCGCUUCACUUGGCUGGAAUGCUGAUCCUGAUUACUGGCAGCACACAAAUCGCAUCCUGAACGCCUUUGGCAGGCAUAAUCGAUUUCAGUCAGCCGUUGACAGCUCCCGAUUCGAAGUUGGGCCUUCGCCUUGGACAUUUCCGUACAAAAAACAAUCAAUUUUUCGGGCUAUUAAACUCGAAUGAAUGUGCCAAAGAUAAAUAACAGCAACGGCAGCC